This is a messenger RNA of Dalotia coriaria, 1410 nucleotides long. RefSeq names its product BTB/POZ domain-containing protein KCTD9. Bases 107 to 1285 code for a protein of 392 amino acids. The transcript has 2 exons. Lineage: Eukaryota; Metazoa; Arthropoda; Insecta; Coleoptera; Staphylinidae. Gene Ontology annotation, biological process: protein homooligomerization. The record is from RefSeq and is a predicted model, not a curated record. Gene Ontology annotation, molecular function: protein binding.
CGAAACACUCGUUUUUUGUAUCACCUAACCUCAUCAACUACUAAUCUCAAAAAUGUUAUGUUAAACGAAAAAUAAAGCCGACAAAGGUUUAUUGCCACCAGGAACAAUGAGCGAAUCGUCCAAAUCAUCAUCAAAGCGAAUAACUCUCAUUAAAAAUGAAAUACAUCGUGGAUAUUGCAUAUUGUUGCCAGAAACAAUGGAAGAACUACUUGACACAUCAAAAUCCUACUUCGGCUCAAACUUUGUAUAUAUUUUUAAUGCGUUUGGGGGACAAAUAACUGACAUAGAUGUGAUAAGAGAUAAUGAUGUGCUUUAUGUAUCUGAAACUGAGAAUAAUAUUAAGCCUGAAAUGUUAAAACUGCAAACAGUGCAAGACUGGAUUACACUUAAUGUCGGCGGGAAAUAUUUCACCACAUCAAAGAGUACUUUACAAUCAGAUCCUGACAGUAUGCUGGCACGAAUGUUUCAAGAGAGUGAAGAAGGUUCCUUCCUAUACACCCCCAGCAACGUUGACGCCAAGGGAGCAUUUUUAAUCGACCGCAAUCCAACAUAUUUCGAACAGAUUCUGAAUUACCUCAGAACUGGAAAAUUAAUCUUUGAUAAACAUAUUAAUCCAGAAGGGUUAUUGGAAGAAGCCAAAUUCUUUGGCAUUCCAUCACUCAUGACACAAUUGGAAGAAUUCAAAGAGAAACAAGAAGUGAAAGAAGUGCCUCUGAAUCGUCGUGAUGUAGUAAACGCGCUCAUACGAUGUCCGCAAUCUGCCGAGCUGCGUUUUCAAGGCGUGAAUCUACAAGGAGCAGAUUUAAGUAAACUUGAUUUAAGAAAUAUCAACUUUAAAUACGCCAAUCUUAAGGGAUGCAAGUUAAUAGGAGCGAAUUUAAGUUGGUGUUCUUUAGAACGCGCUGAUUUUUCACAGACUGAGAUGGAUGGUGCACAGAUGAUGGCUGUAAAAUGUGUUUGUGCCAAUUUCGAGGGCGCCGUGAUGAGAAACUGCAAUUUUGAAGACCCGAAUGGAACUAGGGCAAACAUGGAAGGUGCUAAUUUUAAGAGCGCAAAUCUGGAAGGAUCACAGAUGAGCGGUGUUAAUCUAAGAGUAGCGACGUUAAAAAAUGCAAAUUUAAAGAACUGCGAUUUGAAGUGGUCGGAAUUGGCUGGGGCCGAUUUGGAAUUCUGUGAUUUAUCGGGGAGUGAUUUACAUGAGGCUAAUCUACGGGGAGCGAAUCUCAAGGACGCAGCUUUUGAAUGGAUGCUGUCACCGUUGCACAUGUCGCAAACUAUUCGAUAGAGUAUUAUUAUUAUUAUUUGUGUUACAAUGUUCAGUAACGUUAAGUAGGAUUUAAGUUUUAAAGUUGCAACUGUAAGUUAUGUGUAUAUGCUCAAACAUUUGAAUAAAAUAUAUUCACUAUACAA